AAUAUUUAAAAAAUGGAAGCCUUGGACCCUUGUAAAACUUAUGAAAGGUGGACAAUAGAGGAUGUAUGAAGUUGGCUUGAGAACACAGUUUCUUUACCUCAAUAUAAAACUAUCUUCGCUGAACUAGCAAUUGAUGGGUCACUUCUUCCUCAUAUUCUUGAUGAUGACUUACAGAAUGAUUUUUCUAUUAAAAUCAGGCUACACAGAAUUAAGAUAAUUGAAGCGAUCAAGAAGCUAAAUAGUGAAUCCCGUAAAAUAGAGGAAGAAUUUGCUUCUAAGUUAAAUAUUGGGGAUCAAGAUAUCCAUUCUGAAGAAGAAAAAGAGAGUAAGUAUUUCAUCUUAAUGCUCUGUUAUCGAAGAGUCAGAUGAAGACUUGCAACGUCUGAGGGAUCAUGAAGGCAGGGUUACCCCCGAUAGAG
Molecule: messenger RNA, 419 nt
Organism: Moneuplotes crassus
Lineage: Eukaryota; Ciliophora; Spirotrichea; Euplotida; Euplotidae
Source: the annotation of a GenBank genome assembly